CAGAGCACGGGGCAGCGAGCCGGGCGCAGCUGUCCGGAAUCAUGACUGAAGAUGACGGAUUCCGUGGUGGUGGAGGGUCACGUCAAGUUGAGAGAUGGAAAAAAGUGGAAGAGUAGGUGGCUGGUGCUGCGCAAACCCUCCCCGGUGGCAGUUUUGCUUCUUUUAGACUGUUUGCUCAUGCUGGUGUACAAGGAUAAAUCUGAACGAGCAAAAGGGCAUAAGGAGAGGAGCAGCGUGACCUUAGAAGACAUCUGUGGCUUGGAUCCUGGGCUGUCCUAUGAGGGCUUGAAUCACACGCUUGCAAUCAUCUGUCUCUCUCAAGUUGUGAUGCUGGGGUUUGAUAACAAGGAAAUGAUGUAUGCAUGGGAUGUACGAAUCCGCUACAGUCUGGGGGAAGUUCAUAGAUUUCAAGUGUUUGUAGCACCUGGCACCAAACUAGAGAGUGGACCUGCUACCCUGCACUUCUGCAAUGACAUUCUUGUCCUUGCCAAAGAUGUUCCUCCCAGCGUCAUGGGGCAGUGGAAGCUCUCGGAUCUGCGUCGGUACGGAGCUGUCCCAAACGGAUUCAUCUUCGAAGGUGGCACCAGGUGUGGCUUCUGGGCUGGUGUUUUUUUCCUGUCUUGUGCUGAAGGAGAGCAGAUCAGCUUUCUCUUCGACUGCAUCGUCCGUGGCAUCUCCCCAACGAAGGGCCCUUUUGGUUUGCGUCCAGCCCUACCAGAUCCAAGUACAAAUCCAGCCUAUUCAGAAGAAAGAUUGACUCAUGAAGCUUUGCAACUUGAAAAGCGCUUGAGUUUGCUGUCCCAUACAAGUCGUCAGGGCAGUGGAGGAGAUGACAGGAGUCUUUCAAGCUCAUCUUCAGAUACCAGCCACUCAGAUGUUAGUGUUGGGAGCAGGCUGACAAUUUGGCCUGAGCAGUCUUCAGCCAGCACUUCUCAAGAGAGCCAUGGAAUGGCAGCUGCAAAGGGAAUUCAUCUUGGGGAAGAAAAGACUCUCCCAGAAGGGGCACGGGGCACCACAAAACCUCUUCCAAAGCCUCUCCGAUCCAGACAGCUACAGGAAAUAGGUCGUCAGAGUUCUUCUGACAGUGGAAUAGCUACUGGUAGUCACUCCUCUUACUCUGGAAGCUUCUCUUCCUAUGCUGGGAGCUUGGACAUUUGCCAUGGUGAUGACUUUGGAUCAUUGCUAAGCUUGCCAUUGAACUUUCCUUCAGAUCAGAAUUUAUGUACUUGUCCUCACAGUGAGCCCCAGAGGGGUGUGGGAUCAGAGUAUCAAGUUCCCAGCUCUCUCAGACAUAUUUAUGAUACACCCAGGAGUUUGUUACAGGCAGCUUCUAAAGAUGUGCAGCCGAAGAGCACAGAUUCCACACUACCCAAGGACCAGCCCCUGUCACCUCAAGGUGUUAAUGACCCAAAACUGCUACUACCACCCUUGGAAGCACGAAGAGUACCCGAACACAGCCAGAACAGAGGAAGGCCUUCAUCCUUACUCUCCGAAAGCAGCAAGGACUCAAGUGAUGAGACAUAUGUGGAUUUUGUUUCGAGGUGGUCAGACAGAAAACCACAAGGACAGGUGUCAGAAUCCAAAAGUAGUGAGUUGUCACCAUCUGGUGGGGCCUCAGCUGACCCCUAUGACACAUGUAGCCCCCACCUUGGGAUGAAAAGAGCUCUUUUUUCAGCUUGUCCAAUCUGUGGUGGACUAAAGUUUGAGCAUGUCUUGCACAGGAAGCCAGACAGCAACUCAUUGGGAAAAGAGAAGAUAGUCGAGUCAGCAUGGGAAUCCAAAGCAGAUCAACUAAUCCAGUAUUAUAUUUAUAACUGGCUAGGAACAGAUACUUUAGAGGGAGGAAUACAAAAAUUCAUGAGUGGUGUACUACCAGGACAGUCAGUUCACAAGAAAAAUAUGCUUGAUCACCAGUCUUAAAACCAGAAUCAUGGAAAUUCAUAUGCCUUUUAACCAGCUUUGCCAGUAUCUGUUAUUAUGACUGAUAUUCCCACAAGUUGGGUUGGGUUUUUUUUGACACUGCUAACUUCUUGGAUUUUAUGGCAAUAAGCUUUGUGCAUUGGUUGCAAAUUGCACAGGGGAAGCAUUUCUUUUUUUACUUAUCUGGAGAAGACCUUCUUGGUGAAUGAAUUCACUAAACUCAAAGAAGGGAAUGCUGUUUGUACUGGUGAGCUGUCAAAAGGCUGGGAAGGUUACAGGGAGCACUCAAAUUAAGGAAUGUAUGAAGCAGGUAUUCAGCAAGAGAGACUUUUGUUUGAGGAAUGAAGUAUUGACAUUGAAGUGUGGAGAUUUUAAUUGAGCAUGUGGGUUAUAGAAAUCAUUGCUACAUAAAGGGCUUAUGGUAUAGUAAAUUCUGAAAGAAAAAAUAUAGGUUUGAGGGGUUAUAUUCUUCUGAUGAGGUAUUUCAUGCAUUUGCAUCACUAAAUACCUUUACAUGUCUGAAAACUAGAAAAUGCUGUUUGCUUGAGGUGCUUGCCCAGCCUCUGGAACAGCAGCUUGGAUGUUGCAGCACGUGGAGGGUAGGGAGGUGAUGGUGUGACAGGUAUGGUUGUGCCUCUGCUAAUCAUUGGGAUCACUGUUUUUCCAAGGCCAUGGUUUCCAGCCAUCAGUACCAAAGGCACUCACCAGCCCUCUGGCCUAAUUCUGAAAGCUGGGUCCAAGGGCCUGAGAUUCAGCCUCUUAUUUAUUUCUGAAGUGCAGGCAGCAGGGUGCACAGCAAUGUAUCUGCUGCUGGCUUCCUGUGUUUGCUGGCCUCGAGUUAUAAAUUGGGAAAAAAGCACAAGACUGAGUCCUAGAAGAGCUCUGCUCUGGGAUCAGAAAUCUCCAAGAUGGUCAUGUUAGAGGCAGUGAGAAAAUAAUCAUUUAUGGUACAGUUAGCUCACGUGGUCUAAAUGUUUCUGGGUAAUUUGAAUGGUUGGUUUAGACAUGAAUUUAUCAAAGUUUACCAUGGAUAUCUGUAGCAGACAGGAAGAUGAAAAGGACAAUUCCAUUGUGUAUCUUCAAAGCCAAAGCAUAUAAUCCUUCCUUCUCCAAUCCUUCCUCCAAUCUCCCUGUCGACCCCAAGAACAUACACACACCCACAUCUUUUAUUGGUAAGAGCUAUCAGGUUUCAUGGUGUUUCCAGCUGUGUUAAGUUGGAAGAAAUUUAAGGAAUAUUUAGACAAAUUUAGUGAGGGAAACACUGGUGUGACUCCUCCUAUCUCCUGUUUUAAUAAGAUAUGC
Molecule: messenger RNA, 3222 nt
Organism: Calypte anna (Anna's hummingbird)
Lineage: Eukaryota; Metazoa; Chordata; Aves; Apodiformes; Trochilidae
Gene: DOK7
Product: docking protein 7
Exons: 8
Coding region: 52-1920 (622 amino acids)
Biological process (GO): positive regulation of protein tyrosine kinase activity; neuromuscular junction development
Molecular function (GO): protein kinase binding
Source: RefSeq, a predicted model, not a curated record